Molecule: messenger RNA, 624 nt
Organism: Marmota flaviventris (yellow-bellied marmot)
Lineage: Eukaryota; Metazoa; Chordata; Mammalia; Rodentia; Sciuridae
Gene: Acot13
Product: acyl-CoA thioesterase 13
Molecular function (GO): fatty acyl-CoA hydrolase activity
Source: RefSeq, a predicted model, not a curated record
GUCAACAGCGCAGCGGGCGGGGCCCCUGCACCCCGCGCUGCCCUUGGCUGCCGGGAACGUGUCCUCCGAGGUCGGGGCGUGCAGGGAACCCGGAGGCUCGCAGUGCGUGCACGAUGAGCGGCCUGAUGCAGAACGCGCGGGAAGCGAUGAAGGCCCUGUUCAGGUCGCCCGGCUUCGAUAGAGUUUUGGAAAAGGUAACUCUCGUCUCUGCUGCUCCUGAGAAAGUGAUUUGUGAAAUGAAAGUAGAAGAGCAGCAUGCUAAUAAAAUGGGCACACUCCAUGGUGGUUUGACAGCCACCUUAAUAGACAGCAUAUCAACCAUGGCUCUGCUGUGCUCAGAAAGGGGUCUGCCUGGAGUCAGCGUUGACAUGAACAUAACGUACAUGUCACCUGCUAAAAUAGGAGAAGAAAUAGUGAUUACAGCACAAAUUCUGAAGCAAGGAAGAACACUUGCAUUUGCUUCUGUGGAUCUGACCAACAAGGCCACAGGAAAAUUAAUAGCACAAGGCAGGCAUACGAAACACCUGGGAAACUAGAGACCCACAGGUGCCCGAAGAUACCCAACAGUGAACACCAAGUGUGAACUUGAACAAAUUUUUCAAAAUAAAUUAUCAGAACCACAAA